Oncorhynchus keta (chum salmon) is the source of this 2160-nucleotide messenger RNA. RefSeq names its product stanniocalcin. Lineage: Eukaryota; Metazoa; Chordata; Actinopteri; Salmoniformes; Salmonidae. Gene Ontology annotation, biological process: intracellular calcium ion homeostasis. The transcript is spliced from 5 exons. Gene Ontology annotation, molecular function: hormone activity. Gene Ontology annotation, cellular component: extracellular region. Bases 357 to 1127 code for a protein of 256 amino acids. The record is from RefSeq and is a predicted model, not a curated record.
AAUUCACAACACAGUGCACUUGGGAAUAAAAUCAUCACAGGAGUUUCAGUGUUCACAAUGAAAGUUCUAUCAUGAAUAAAUAUAAGCCCACGCACGGAAAGUUUAAAAGUUCCAAAGCGCAAGCUCAGUGGAAACAUUCUAUGGCGCGCGCCGCUGACCCCCACUGGAGAUGCCGGGCGCUGAUUGGACAAACCCGUGGGUUAUCUAGUGAUGUAUGUAAAAACGGCUAUAAAAACAGCCCGUAACUAACACCGGUCAGUGAACGAACAAGAUAUCAACAGCCUAACUGUUCUCCACCGACAAUUCAAGCCGACCUGUCCUACCUAUCCCAUCGAAGAACAUCACCAUCUGACAAGAUGCUCGCAAAAUUCGGCCUGUGCGCGGUCUUCCUCGUCCUGGGAACUGCAGCCACCUUCGACACCGACCCAGAGGAAGCUUCUCCUCGCCGUGCACGCUUCUCACCCAACAGCCCCUCGGAUGUGGCUAGGUGUUUGAAUGGCGCUCUAGACGUGGGAUGUGGUACGUUUGCCUGCCUGGAGAAUUCUACCUGUGACACUGAUGGCAUGCACGAUAUCUGUCAACUGUUCUUUCACACCGCAGCUACCUUUAACACACAGGGUAAGACAUUUGUAAAGGAGAGUCUGAGAUGUAUUGCCAACGGCGUCACGUCUAAAGUCUUUCAGACCAUCAGGCGCUGUGGCGUCUUCCAGAGAAUGAUUUCUGAGGUCCAGGAGGAGUGUUACAGUAGACUGGACAUCUGUGGUGUGGCUCGCUCUAACCCUGAGGCCAUUGGAGAGGUGGUGCAGGUCCCUGCACACUUCCCCAACAGGUACUACAGCACUCUGCUCCAGUCCCUGCUAGCCUGUGAUGAGGAGACAGUGGCUGUGGUCAGGGCAGGGCUUGUUGCUAGGCUGGGGCCAGACAUGGAAACUCUCUUCCAGCUACUGCAGAACAAACACUGCCCCCAGGGUUCUAACCAGGGUCCUAACUCAGCCCCCGCUGGCUGGCGCUGGCCAAUGGGGUCGCCUCCUUCCUUCAAGAUCCAGCCCAGCAUGAGAGGAAGAGACCCCACCCACCUAUUCGCUAGGAAACGCUCUGUGGAGGCAUUGGAGAGAGAGAUGGAGUAGAUUGGAGAAGAGGAGGCAGACAUACACACCACUUAUACCUUAAGCAUACAUUCACGUGUACACACACACACACACACAUACACACCACAGCUACCUUAAACACAAAACACACUCAUGAUAGCUUUGCUCACACACACACUGACUCACACACACACUGACACACACACAUUUUCACACAACGCACACACACACACAUAGCUUUACCCUCAAAUGAUUAAGGCUAAAUUAUUAAUGGACGUUUGGGGCUGUUGUAAUGUAGUAUUUGAUUUGGGGAAGCAUCUCUCUGUAAAUGCUGUUGAAGGUAUUUCUGUGGGGGUUGAUACUUGAUGAAGGGGAGAUGAAACCUGUUACCUAGAGCUUGAAUGUGGAGGAUUAUAUCUGCUCAGAAUAGACUCGACUAAACAUGAGAGCUGUUGAAAAGUCUGAACAUUUAAUAUUAACAAGUGUUAAUAUUAAAACAUUUCAAAUGCCACCUAAGAAAACGAACCAUCACUGUAGUUCCAUUGGAUUUCAACGUGGCCAUAACAUCCCCGUUUUGACCAGUUAUUAAAGACUGAUGGGUAUAUUAUUAUAAUAAUAUUAUUGAUAUUUAUUUUCUUACAGAAUGUUUAUUAAUGAUGUCGAUGUUGUGUUGUAACUCGGUUUGUUUCCCCCGGUGGGUGGGGUUUGACAUCCUGAUAUGACGUCACUGGCUGAUGUGUUGCUCUAUGAGGAUGUCACCACCUCAGAGGGACAGUGUGAUGUCACCAUGCUGGUCGUGGGACUCACCGCGUCCCUCUGUCUUCAUCUGUGUUAAUGUAAGAUCCUGUAGUGUGUAAAGACAUUAUAGAGUGAUCCUAUGCUGUGUUCCUCAGAUGUGGUUAUGUGGUGUAUGUUUUGAGAUCCUGUGUGAGAAUGUGUGCUCGUCUGGUACUAUACACCGUGGGGCUUGGGGUCAUUCUCUCUGCUAUGAAUAAAUAUUGUGAUCUUCAUCAUUUUGUCUGAGGUGAUUUGUGUCGAGACUCACUGGUGAUUAAACGAUCACAGUUUCAAA